Molecule: messenger RNA, 2431 nt
Organism: Hymenoscyphus albidus
Lineage: Eukaryota; Fungi; Ascomycota; Leotiomycetes; Helotiales; Helotiaceae
Source: the annotation of a GenBank genome assembly
UGGAGAAGACAAGUCUCCAUCAACACCAAUACUUGUACCACCUUGCUCAUCAAAAACCCACUCGGCUACUGUCAAUUGCCCCUGAAAUUGCGCCACAAUUGCAUGUUAGUCUAGGUGACUUUUAGAGACUGCAGAGCCGCUUUGCUCUCGCUCUUGCAACCACUAGCCCAUCAUGGCAACUCCGUCCCUAUACCGUGAUAUCAAUGUUCACGCAUCAGCCUCGCACUACGCCUUUACCUCUCCCUCGUCGCCAUCAUCCCCGGCCCUCGUGGUUGAUCGCCCUUCUGGAGAUGUACACUUGAAUGACGGCGGUUCCCAGGGGGGUAGACGUAUUUCGAGCAUUGCUGGUAUUCUGGGAAUGAUCAAGUUGAGACUCGGUAUGGGCCCCGGCGCACAGUAUAAUGUGGCAUAGUAGGGCUGACACCCACGGCAGACAAAUAUAUAAUUGUUAUCAAGGAAGCCAAACCAGUGGGCAGAUUGAAGGGACAUAUAAUGUACAAAGUCAUCACUACGGAAUUCCUCCCCAUUCGAGAACGACCCCUCCACGAUCAAGAUGAAGAUACAUAUCUUUCACUACUCAAAACAUUCAUCAAAUCUGGACCACUUUACUUUUCAUACUCCUCCGAUAUCACCAACACCUUCCAAAGGAAAUGCAGCAUUGACAGUUCUCUGCCACUUUGGAAGCAGGCCGAUGAUCGAUUCUUUUGGAACAAAUUCAUUCAGUCGGAUCUGAUUGACUUCAGAACCUCAGGAGCCCGGAACCAGAAUGGCCAACAGCCAGGUGUGGACCCAUACAUUUUACCUGUCAUGUUUGGUAUGCUUGAAAUCGAGAACACCACUAUCAAGUCCACCCCGAUCACUUUUGCACUCGUUACACGACGAUCUCGCCAUCGAGCUGGUACUAGGUACUUUUCAAGAGGUAUUGAUGAGCAGGGAAAUGUUUCCAACUUCAACGAAACCGAGCAAAUCAUCGUUUUGAAUGAUAGCAACAGUGGGUUGGGUGGGUUUGCUGGAGGUGGUGGGAUGCAGAAUGGAAAAAUUGGUGGAUCCGGUGGGAAAGAGGCACAAGUCAUGUCUUACGUACAAACUCGAGGAAGUGUUCCCGUCUAUUGGACUGAAAUCAACACCCUUCACUACACGCCAAAAUUACAGGUCCGAGGGGUCGAGUCAGCUGUCGGAGCUGCGAGAAAACACUUCGAGGAACAAAUCCGGCUGUACGGGGACAACUAUCUUGUGAAUCUUGUGAACCAAAAGGGUCGGGAACAACGCGUCAAGAAAGCAUACGAGCAGUUGGUCAAAUAUCUUGUCUCUGGAAGUUCUGAAAGGAGCAAGCAAGACCAGGUAACCGAUGAGAAAUUCCGGAUCGUUGAGCCUAGUGUCCGUCAACAAGUCUUUGACCGUCUACACUAUGUUUACUUUGACUUUCAUAACGAGACCAAAGGACUAAAAUGGCAUCGUGCUCAACUACUUCUGGACCAGCUUAAUCAGGCACUUGAAAAACAACAAUAUUUCCGAGGUGUCGAUAUGCCUGCAUCAAGCGGACUUGAUGUUCGAACCCAACAGACGAGUGUCGUUCGUACCAACUGUAUGGACUGCUUAGACCGCACAAAUGUAGUACAAAGCAUGUUAGCCAGAUGGACUCUGAAUCGUCAACUCACCGACGCGGGUAUCCUUUCACAUGGUGAGAACUUUACGGGAGCAGAUCCAAAAUUUGAAUUUCUCUUCCGAAAGAUGUGGGCAGAUAACGCAGAUGUUGUUUCCAACUCCUACUCCGGAACUGGGGCUCUAAAAACAGAUUUUACCCGAACAGGACAACGAACCAAAGCGGGCGCUCUUCAAGAUCUUCAGAACUCCAUCACCAGAUAUGUUAAGAACAAUUUCUUGGAUGGACCAAAACAGGAUGCUUUUGACCUCUUCCUCGGAGCGUAUCUCCCUAACACAUCUUCAUACAUGGUAUUUGCGGAUCGGAGACCUCUUCUUAUCCAGAGCAUUCCUUACAUUCUCGCUUUCUGUUACUUUUUCGUCUUCGUUGGGACUUUUUCCAAGCGCCUUCCCGAUGCUGCGGUGUUUCCUGUGAGAAUAUUUAUUCUUUUCUGGAUGAUAGUUGGUGCUUAUUGCCUGAGUUUUAUUUAUACCAAUGGAAUGCUUUAUGUAAGUCCAUUUCAUUCGCUUCUUAUCCUUAUGCCAGUCUUGAUGCUAAUUCAUAUCACAGGUCAAUUGGCCAAAACUUAACCCAAGACCCUGGGCUGUAGAAGGCUACAAUGAGGCCAUAAUUAAUGCGAGGAAGGAUAAGGUCAUUGGUCCUUUUGUUGCAAGACACGAGCGGGGGAUAAGUUCGGUGAAAUACACUAAUGCAGAGGAGGGGAAGAAGAGGAUAGAAUAAGCAACGUACAUGCGGCUUUUCCACUCCUUAUGAGGGGCAGGAAAUGAG